Camponotus floridanus (Florida carpenter ant) is the source of this 1973-nucleotide messenger RNA. RefSeq names its product protein scarlet. The transcript has 15 exons. Gene Ontology annotation, cellular component: plasma membrane. The record is from RefSeq and is a predicted model, not a curated record. Bases 112 to 1914 code for a protein of 600 amino acids. Lineage: Eukaryota; Metazoa; Arthropoda; Insecta; Hymenoptera; Formicidae. Gene Ontology annotation, molecular function: ABC-type transporter activity; ATP hydrolysis activity; ATP binding.
UGCCAAUCUCCGUCUCGUGUCUCGUUGUCGGUUUCCCGUCCUUCGCAUUACUCGUCAAAGUUUUCAAGAUCAGUGCAUCAAAUAACUCUAGCAACGUAGGAAAGGUGCAAAAUGCUUUCUUGGCAAAAUUUGUCCGUUUACGCGAUGGAUCGAAACCGACACACCGUAAGCAAGCAGCUCAUCAAUAACGUCCGAGGUGUCGUACGACCCGGCGAGCUAACCGCGAUUUUAGGUGGCAGCGGUGCUGGAAAGAGCUCGUUGAUGACGGCGCUGGCAUUUCGCACAGAAUCCGACAUUGUCGUGCACGGCGAUAUUCGCGUCGACGGUGCAUUGGCUACCUCGUCAUACAUGAGACAUCACAGUGGCUUUAUGCAUCAGGAAGACAUGUUUAUCGACACAAUGACGGUGCUCGAGCACAUUUGGUUUAUGGCUAGAAUGAAACUAGACGGAAGAAUCCACGUGUCUAGCAUUCGGCUAAAGAUCGAUCGUUUGCUGAGGGACGUGGGUCUAAAGGAGAGACGCGAUGUUCGCAUCGGCGGCGGUGAUGAUGGCAAAGUCCUCUCGGGUGGAGAAAGGAAGAGACUGGCUUUCGCUACUGAAUUGUUGACGGACCCUGAAGUACUGUUCCUGGAUGAACCGACGACGGGACAGGACGCGCAUUCGGCCGGCGUCCUCGUCUCGCACAUGGUGUCCUUCGCAUCGAGAAAUCGCACGAUCCUAUGCACCAUUCAUCAACCAAGUUCCGUUAUCUUUGAUAGCUUUCAUCGUAUAAUCCUUCUAGCCGGCGGUAGAGUGGCAUUCGCUGGUACCGCCACGCAAGCGAUACGAUUUUUCUCCAGCCAAGGCUACGAGUGUCCGUACAAUUAUAACCCGGCCGAUUUCCUGGUAGCAACUUUAGCGAUCGCUUCCGGCGACGCGGACGGUAGCGGAAGAAUCGCGCAGAAGAUUUGCGACGCGUAUCUCACGAGCGAAGCGUGCAACGAGAUCGACGUUACGCUGCAACAGAAAAUUGAUAACAUUCGAUUGCGACACGUUGUCAAGGGAAAUACUUGUGAAUUACGCUCCUUUAAAGAGCCGCACUGCUGGCUUCGACUUUAUUGGCUAAUUCAUCGCGGAUUUCUGCAAGUUCUGCGGGAUCCUUCGGUACAAUUUAUUAGGAUAUUGCAGAAGAUCAGCGUCGCGACGGUCGCCGGUCUGUGCUUUGUCGGUGCCAUUAACCUCGAUCAAUUGGGCAUCCAAGCUGUGGAGGGUGUCAUAUUUCUCCUGGUAAGCGAGAACACGUUCUUUCCCAUGUACGCGACCUUGGCGUUGAUUCCGCAGGAUUUGCCGCUUCUGUUUCGCGAGUACAAGGCGGGCAUGUAUCCCGUUCAUCUUUACUACGCGGCGCGAAUGAUGUCGCUGAUACCGGGCCUGCUGGUGGAGCCGAUGCUAUUCGCCGCGAUUAUCUACUGGAUCGCAGGAUUACGACCUACGAUGGACGCUUUCGGCUCGACUAUCCUGAUAGUUGUACUCACGAUGAACGUAUCCACCGCUUGCGGAUGCUUCUUCUCGGCCGUCUACAAAAGCAUGCCACUGGCAAUGGCAUAUCUGGUACCUUUCGAUUACAUUUUCAUGCUAACCAUGGGUCCUUUUAUUAAACUUAGCUCAUUGCCCGUAUAUAUACGAUGGGUAAGAUAUUUCUCCUGGUUGCUGCACUCGACGGAAACUCUCACUAUUGUCCAAUGGGAAGGCGUGCACAACAUAUCUUGCGAAACGGUCGAACUACCCUGUCUCACCGAAGGAACCGAGGUGCUGGAUCGCUACGAUUUCAACGAGCACAACUUUUGGCCCGACAUCAUCCUUAUGGCUGUCAUUUACAUCGUCUUCCAUCUGUUGGCUUACAUCUUUCUAUGGAAGCGGUGCAGAUCGAGAUAAAUGGAAUUUAUUAAUGACUCUUUGACAUAAAAAUACAAACAGUUACUCUUUUAUGAAUA